AUGGACAUUCAGUAACAGGAAUGUCCUCUGCGGCUGCUCAUAGGGCUGUCAGAGGGACCAGAGAGAUUCCUUUCUAAGGAAUAGAUGGUUCUAGGCUUGGCUGUGAGGCUUUGAGCAAAUCCCAUUCUCAUCUGUUCAAUGAGGCAGCGGGGCUGCAGUGUCUCCCUGAGGUCCUGGACCUGUGAUAGUCCAAAUCCUGCUUUGAAGAAUUAUGCGCUCUUCCCUUUUUCCCAGGAGACGUCAUCGUGUGGUACUAACACAAGUUCCCCCAUCCCCGGGGUACGGGGCAGAGAGAGCAGCUGGUCCUGAAGAAGGAAGGGAGGGCUCAGGGUGGGGCUUUGAGUGGGGGUGAGAGAGGAAUGCUGGGCACAGUCAAGGGACAGACAGACAGACGGGGAGUUCAGGCCUUCAGCCCCUGCCGGCAAAGGAGGCUGCAGCCAUGGAUCCCCUCUCGGUAAGAGACCCUUGCUGCCCUCCCCUCCCCGCAUCCCAGUCCCAGGGCUCACUGCCCACAGGGAUGCAGGGGCAGCCUAGCUGCCAGACCCGUAGUGGAUACUGCCAGGUGGGUGGGAGAGCCCCCGGAGCCCUGAUCCUGGGCCUAGGAAACAAGAGCGAUGAGGACGGCCGCCUGGUAGACGAGCAGGACCAAACCGCAGGACCAAACCGGGCCAAGGAGGAGAGGUGUAGAGUAGGAGGCAAAGUGAGCGCUAGGCGGAGGGGACACAUUAGGGGCCUACUAGGAGUCCUCCUCAUAGAGGAAGGGCUUAGAAAGCCCAGCUUAAAGACCCUCCGUGUGGGCAUGUCUGGACCUGUCCUUCAGAGAUGAGCAGCUGGAAGAUGAAGUCAACAAGCUGGGAACUGGCUUCUAGGCAGAUUGUGCUUGUGUGUGGGUUUCGGCUCCUAGUGUGACCCUGACCACCUGCUCUAAUCACCUCUCCAGGGAACUGACACUGGGCCCUGGUCUGUAGGAUUUUCAUGAGAGUGGAAGUGAGCUGAUAACCCCCCACUCUAGCCCUUUCCCAGCAUGAAUCUACAUAAUAAAAUGACGCAGCCCAACUGGACUGAGAUUGUGAACAAAAAGCUCAAAUUCCCACCCACGCUCCUGGGGGCCAUCCAGGAGGGCCAGCUGGGUCUCGUGCAGCAGCUGCUGGAGUCCGGCAACGACGCCGCCACCUCGGGUGCUGGGCCUCUGCGGAAUGUGGAAGAGUCUGAGGACCGCUCCUGGAGGGAAGCCCUCAACCUGGCCAUCCGGCUGGGCCAUGAGGCCAUCACUGAUGUGCUGCUGGCCAACAUCAAGUUUGACUUCCGGCAGAUCCACGAAGCCCUGCUAGUGGCAGUGGACACGAACCAGCCAGCGGUGGUGCGUCGCCUGCUGGCUCGGCUGGAUCGGGAGAAGGGUCGAAAAGUAGACACCAAGUCCUUCUCGCUAGCCUUCUUUGACUCCUCAAUUGAUGGCUCCCGCUUUGCCCCUGGUGUCACUCCACUCACACUAGCCUGCCAGAAGGACCUGUAUGAGAUUGCCCAGUUGCUCAUGGACCAGGGCCACACUAUUGCCCGGCCCCACCCAGUUUCCUGUGCCUGCCUUGAGUGCAGCAAUGCCCGCCGAUACGACCUGCUAAAAUUCUCAUUAUCCCGAAUCAACACCUACCGCGGCAUCGCAAGCCGGGCCCACCUCUCACUGGCCAGCGAGGAUGCCAUGCUGGCUGCCUUUCAGCUCAGCCGGGAGCUCAGGCGCCUUGCACGAAAGGAGCCCGAGUUUAAGCCUCAGUACAUUGCCCUGGAGUCGCUCUGCCAGGACUAUGGCUUUGAACUGCUGGGCAUGUGCCGGAACCAGAGUGAGGUCACGGCAGUGCUCAAUGACAUGGGUGAGGAUAGUGAGACCGAGCCUGAGGCUGAGGGCCUGGGCCAGGCCUUCGAGGAGGGCAUCCCCAACCUGGCAAGAUUGCGGUUGGCUGUCAACUACAACCAGAAACAGUUUGUAGCUCACCCCAUCUGCCAGCAAGUUCUGUCUUCCAUCUGGUGUGGGAACCUGGCUGGCUGGCGUGGAAGCACCACCAUCUGGAAGCUCUUCGUCGCCUUUCUUCUCUUCCUCACCAUGCCCUUCCUCUGCCUUGGCUACUGGCUGGCGCCCAAGUCCCGGCUGGGCCGCCUGCUGAAGAUCCCAGUGUUGAAGUUCCUGCUGCACUCAGCCUCCUAUCUGUGGUUCCUGAUCUUCUUGCUGGGAGAGUCCCUGGUCAUGGAGACUCAGCUGAGCACCUUCAAAGGCCGCAGCCAGAGUGUCUGGGAGACUUCACUACACAUGAUUUGGGUCACGGGCUUCCUGUGGUUUGAGUGUAAGGAGGUGUGGAUCGAGGGCUUGCGCAGCUAUCUCCUGGACUGGUGGAACUUCCUGGAUGUGGUCAUCCUCUCCCUGUACUUGGCAUCCUUUGCCCUGCGCCUCCUCCUGGCUGGGCUUGCCUACAUGCACUGCCAGGAGGCCUCCGACAGCACCACCUGCCGAUAUUUCACCACUGCUGAGCGGAGUGAGUGGCGCACAGAGGACCCCCAGUUCUUGGCCGAGGUGCUCUUUGCUGUCACCAGCAUGCUGAGCUUCACCCGACUGGCAUAUAUCCUGCCAGCUCACGAGUCCCUGGGCACUCUGCAGAUUUCCAUUGGCAGGAUGAUCGACGACAUGAUUCGGUUCAUGUUCAUCCUCAUGAUCAUCCUGACUGCCUUCCUCUGUGGCCUCAACAACAUCUAUGUGCCAUACCAGGAGACCGAGCAGCUGGGCAAUUUCAACGAAACGUUCCAGUUUCUAUUCUGGACCAUGUUCGGCAUGGAAGAGCACAAAGUGGUGGACAUGCCUCAGUUCCUGGUGCCCGAGUUCGUGGGCCGAGCCCUGUAUGGCAUUUUCACCAUUGUCAUGGUCAUUGUGCUGCUCAACAUGCUCAUUGCCAUGAUCACCAACUCCUUCCAGAAAAUCGAGGACGAUGCUGAUGUGGAGUGGAAGUUUGCUCGCUCCAAGCUCUACCUGUCCUACUUCCGAGAAGGCUUGACGCUGCCUGUGCCCUUCAACAUCCUGCCCUCCCCGAAGGCUGCCUUCUACCUUGUCAGGAGAAUUUUCUGGUUCGUUUGCUGUUGCUGCUCCUGCUGCAAAGCCAAGAAGUCGGACUACCCCCCCAUCCCAACCUUUACCAACCCUGGGGCAAGGGCAGGGCCUGGGGAAGGAGAACGUGGAUCCUACCGCCUUCGGGUUAUCAAGGCUCUGGUGCAGCGCUACAUAGAGACUGCCCGGCGCGAGUUUGAGGAGGCCCGGAGGAAAGACCUGGGCACCAGACUGACAGAGCUGACCAAGACCGUGUCUCGACUGCAAAGCGAGGUGGCCAGCGUGCAGAAGACUCUGGCGGCAGGCGGGACACCGCGGCCUCCUGAUGGCGCUUCCAUCCUCAGUCGCUACAUCACCCGAGUGCGCAACAGCUUCCAGAAUCUGGGCCCCCCCACCCCUGAGACCCCAGCAGAGCUGACCGUGCCAGGGAUUGUGGAGGCCGAGGUCUCUUUAGAAGCUGGCCUUGAUGCCAUAGGAGAGGCUGAGACUCCAGCGUCUGGAGAGCCCAGCCACUCCUCCCCUGCUCAUGUGCUGGUGCACAGGGAGCAGGAAGCAGAGGGGGCAGGGGACCUGCCCCUGGAGGAAGGCCUGGAGACCAAGUGUGAGUCCUAACACAACAGAAGGGUCCCUUCUGUCACUGAGUGCAGCAGCCUUCUUGGAUAGAGCAAGGGUCUCGUAGUAGAAGAUCACGGUGUUUCUUUGCCUCAGUAAAAUUUCGGCUGUGGAAGUCAGGUAGUAAUCCCCAUCUCUUGAUGUCCUAAGAUCCCUUCUUUGACUUCCCUCUAAAAUGAACCCUAUGUGAGAAUGGCAGAAACAGCUUGCUUUGGGUUCUAGGGUUCAGAAUCCUACUUUGGGGUUCCUUAAGUCUUUAGUGGAAAGAGUUCUGGCCUAGGAGGCUGGAGGUCUGGGAGAUAAGAGACCAGGGAAACAGGAGGCCUGAGAGUGUGUGGGGGGGCGCUGAGAGUGGGGAGGCCUGAAAGUGAGGGGGCCUGGAUUGGAGAGGCCUGGGAGGCCUGGAGGUGGUGCCCUUCCUUGGCCCUGGAUUUCUCAUCGACCGACAGGACUGGGAGUCCAUCUAUUCUGCCUUAAAGGCAGCUGUGAGGCCCCUCUGGCUGUUCAAAAGCUCCAGGUGCAGAGGUUCAAGUGUUUGACCAAGAGGAUCGGGAAGUUAGUUUUCAGUCCCUGACUUUCAAGCUUGCCAAGGACAAAUGACCUCGUGAAAUAAACC
Molecule: messenger RNA, 4313 nt
Organism: Peromyscus californicus insignis
Lineage: Eukaryota; Metazoa; Chordata; Mammalia; Rodentia; Cricetidae
Product: short transient receptor potential channel 2
Exons: 13
Coding region: 1025-3697 (890 amino acids)
Biological process (GO): calcium ion transmembrane transport; manganese ion transport; regulation of cytosolic calcium ion concentration
Cellular component (GO): cation channel complex; membrane
Molecular function (GO): store-operated calcium channel activity; inositol 1,4,5 trisphosphate binding
Source: RefSeq, a predicted model, not a curated record